GAUCAGAGCAAAGAGCCAGUGUAGCCCUGUUAUGUUGUUUCGCAUAAUGUUCCCCUGGAAGAAUCUCCCCUCUGAAAUGGAUGCUGGUGCUAGAACUCCCAGGGCUGCCACAGCUGCUCUGGCCACCCUCUUCUUGCUUGUCCAACUUUGUGAUGCCAACACUGUGUAUGCAGAGAAAGGCUCUUCCCCAGAGUUGCUUUGCCCAUGUCCAUCUUGUUCUGGAACUCAAAAAGUAUCCUGGUACUUUGUCCAGCAACGCAAAACCACUGCCCUCUUCCACAAAUUCUCCAACAGCAGUAUAGAGCGUUGCCCAGUUGCCUGGAGCCGGCUUGUGAUGCUUCAAAAUAACUCACUUCUAUUUAACCAUGUGGUGGAUAAUGACACGGGUCGUUACUGGUGUAACCUGAACCAUUUUUAUGAUCUUGUGGUUGUGACAGGCAGUCAGCAAAAGUUGGAGCCCAACCAGGCCAAUAGUGUCUGCUAUGUCUUGAGCUGUUUUUUUCCACCCAAGGAAGUCUACAGGGAUGUGAUAACCUGGUGGGAAGGUAGAAAGCAAAUCCUGGAAGGAGACCAGAUGGGAAGAUCCAGCAUAUUUAAGGGGAAAAAGGCCUCUCAGCUCCACAUUUGCUUGAAAAAAGAGGCUUUGAAGAAAAACAAGGAGAGGCAUGUCAAAUGUCGCUUUGCUCAGAAGACUGAAAUCAUGUUCAGGUUGACUGAUAAUGAUCACGACUUCUGUUCUUGUAGUACUUUGCUACCUUCUUCCCAGGGUACGUUUCUCCUCCUGAAUAUUUUAGAAUAUUUUAGUGUUUUUGGUGGUCAUUCCUUCUUACUAUUUGAGCUUUUUCUGGCUGCUGUCCUCUGUUUCUGCCUUUCCCUUGAUAUAGGGACAGUGAAAGAUGGUUUAUCAUCCCAGUGCUCAGAAAUCAAAAGAAAUGGAAUACCAUGGAUACCAUUGGCGGUUUGCGUUAUAUUGCAAUUUCUAAUCAUACUUGCUCUGCUGAUAUUGUGGAGAAGGAGCUGUAGCCAGAAGUACCCAGACCAUCUCAAGAAGCCCAGGAAAGAUGUCCCCAUGUCUGAAUACACACCACAGCUCUACGAGAAUGUCAGGAUUUGAUCAGGACGGCUGCUGUGACAAAGGAAACAUUUCAGUUCUCACUGAGUCAAACAAUCCUGGACCAGACCCAGCAACUCUUGAGCAAUGUUAUGUUUUUCCAAGAUGUAACUUUUUCCUGGCUUUUGUGUGUUUUUUUUUAUCCUACCAGACUGUUCUUAAUUCUCUGAUCAACCCUCCAGGAUUGUAGCUCCCAUCAUCUAGUGGCUCGGUUGGCUGGGGAAGAGGUGUUGAUUUGGUGUGGCACCUCAGGAAGGCACCAGAGUGGGUAGGUCAAAAAAGAAAGCCUUGGGUAUCUGGAGGAGUUUCCCCACAUCUGGAUUAAAGCCCCCUCCACCCAUCCUUGAGUCAGCAGAAAACAAUACAGGUGUGACAUUUGCUGAUCUCUCUCCUGCCUCUUUUUCAAGUCACUGCAGAGCAGACACUUGACUUUUCUCCAAGUGACAAAGCUGAAUGGAUUUUACACACUUUGAAGCUGUCCUUGGGUGAUAUUGAAAAUAGAGGAAAAAUGCUAUUUUAACAUCAGUACAGUUAAGGACUUCUUAAGCCUGUCUUACUCUUGAGCUGGGAUUAGAUAACAAUAACAUUGUGGGGCGUAGGAAAAAAGAGGUUGCCUGGGCACAUUUAUGCUGUGCACAGCUGCAACGGGAAAAAGGUAUUGAAUGGUGAUUCCAAUUUGGAUCCAAUGUUCUUCCAAAGUGGUCAGUCAUGGUUUUAACUGCUCUCCCUUAUGGAUUCAAGGUGAGAGUUCUCCAGUGAGGGACUUCUUCCAGUAUGAAAUACAUUUUUUCUGGUUUUUCACUUCAAUAAUUUUCUGUGUAGCACCGUGGAGCAUACUCAGGAUGACCAUCUUUUCAACAUUGGAUAUUAAAACGUUAAGGGAGCCAAAGGUCUUACUCUCUGGUUUUGGACGGCUUUAGUUGGUUCGUGUGCUACGGUGAUGCCGUGUGGUUGUAAUAGUCUGUUGGUUGUUUCUGAGACGCUUCUGAUGUAUGGCAGUGUUAUCCUUUUCAUAGUUUCUGUUGGUUGGGCUGUAGUGGGUUGGGUGGUCAGGCACGUUUUGAUAAAGUUGUGUGGUUAUCCACUUUGUAGGAAGAUGUUGUGCAGGCAAUCUGUUUCCUUUUUCAGGUGUUCUGGGUUGCUGCAGUGCAUUUGAACUCGUCUGAAUAAUGUUCUUACACAGCUUCUCUUGUGGGAGGUUGGAUUGUCACUUUGGUAAUGGAGCGCUUGGUUAGUGUGAACUGUUUUUCAAUAGACUAGUAUCUAUCGUUCAUCUCACAACACAUGGACAGACUCCACCAUAGUUUCACCUGGGAACCUGUGAGCAUCCUAGACCAAGCCAAAUCCAAAAAUG
Messenger RNA from Candoia aspera, 2465 nucleotides. RefSeq names its product lymphocyte antigen 6 complex locus protein G6f-like. The record is from RefSeq and is a predicted model, not a curated record. Lineage: Eukaryota; Metazoa; Chordata; Lepidosauria; Squamata; Candoiidae. The transcript has 6 exons. The coding region runs from base 32 to 1114 and encodes 360 amino acids.